UUGUACGAAGUUAUUCUCUACACAAACUGGAAAACUUCCAGCGUGAAUCCGACUCAUUCAGCUCGAGAUUCGGAUCUGUUCGUGGCGAGAGAAUAGUUCCGAGGUCGGCGUUCCUGAAAUAGGAGCAAACACAAUGGGACUUCUUAGCAUUAUUCGAAAGAUCAAGAGAAAAGAAAAGGAAAUGCGCAUCCUUAUGGUGGGUCUUGACAACUCUGGUAAGACAACAAUAGUUUUAAAAAUAAAUGGGGAGGACACCAGUGUCAUCAGUCCGACUCUUGGCUUCAACAUCAAAACCAUCACAUAUCAGAAGUAUACGCUCAAUAUAUGGGAUGUUGGGGGGCAGAAAACAAUAAGGUCUUAUUGGAGAAACUACUUUGAGCAGACUGAUGGCUUGGUGUGGGUUGUGGAUAGUUCUGAUCUGAGAAGGCUAGAUGACUGCAGAUACGAGUUACAUAAUCUUCUGAAGGAGGAGAGGCUAUCAGGAGCAUCAUUAUUGAUUUUUGCAAAUAAGCAGGACAUACAAGGCGCUCUUUGUCCAGAUGAAAUAGCCAAAGUGCUUAAUCUGGAGGCUAUGGACAAUAGUCGGCACUGGAGAAUCGUGGGAUGUAGUGCUUUCACCGGAGAAGGACUACUUGAAGGAUUUGAUUGGCUGGUACAAGACGUUGCAUCACGAAUUUAUAUGCUUGAUUAAUUGGAAGUUUACAUUAAGAUUUUGAUUCCUGCAAGAUGGCCUUUUUAUACACUUUUGCAUAUACCAUUCAAAUAUCAUGCAAGGAGCAAUGUACCUACUAGUUGCUGCUCAUCUGUAGACUGCUCCAAUAUGACCCUUUGUAAGGAAAAUUAAUACAAGACCUCUCCCAAUACGCAAGAGUCUAUGUUAUCACUCCCUGAGCCCAUGUCAUAUUGGAAGGUUGCACAAGCUCCUUUUCUCAGAGUGGAGAACCUAUUUUACCCCUCUUGGGGGCUUAAUCAGUGUAAAUUCAGAAUUCAGACGUAGGAUGUCUAUCUAGAAGUUGUCGCAGCUCAAAAGGGUUUCCAAGCUUAGUUUGUAUACUAGUAAUUAAUGCUUACUUGCUUAUAUGUUAACGACUUGAAAUGAAAGUGAGUUAAAAACAUUUCAUGGAGUUUCAGUACAUCUGUUUUUGUUUCAAUUAAAA
Solanum dulcamara is the source of this 1157-nucleotide messenger RNA. Its product is annotated as ADP-ribosylation factor-like protein 2. The record is from RefSeq and is a predicted model, not a curated record. Bases 134 to 691 code for a protein of 185 amino acids. Gene Ontology annotation, molecular function: GTP binding; GTPase activity. Gene Ontology annotation, biological process: protein folding. Gene Ontology annotation, cellular component: cytoplasm; microtubule cytoskeleton. The transcript has 6 exons. NCBI's taxonomy places the organism in Eukaryota, Viridiplantae, Streptophyta, Magnoliopsida, Solanales, Solanaceae.